Microdochium trichocladiopsis is the source of this 2204-nucleotide messenger RNA. RefSeq names its product bicyclomycin resistance protein. Gene Ontology annotation, biological process: transmembrane transport. Bases 281 to 2071 code for a protein of 596 amino acids. Gene Ontology annotation, molecular function: transmembrane transporter activity. Lineage: Eukaryota; Fungi; Ascomycota; Sordariomycetes; Xylariales; Microdochiaceae. The record is from RefSeq and is a predicted model, not a curated record. The transcript is spliced from 3 exons.
CGACUCUCCUUUCGCACCCCUAAAAUAACGAUAUCGUCGUCAGUCGUCUUUGGACCCUCUCCCCGUGUUGGUCUGCAAAGCAUCACGUAUCAGAUCCAUCAGCUUUUCCCACAACACGACGAGGUCUGCCUUGUGGUUUGUGUUUGUUAAGCACCCAAAGCUUGGCUAGACGCGCCGGCUCGGAUCCCCAAGCCCGCGCCAAGCCACCACAACAAGAGCAGCAAGCCGGCGACGGCCCGCGACCACAGCACGAACGCCACAACCGCAAACCAUAGCCGCAAUGGAGAGCACAGGGCAAGCGGAAGCCAAGGCUGUUGCUUCAUCAAGCAGGACGCCCAGCAUUGCCUCGGCAUCACCAGGCAGGCAGCAUCAAGAUGAUCACGACUCGGCUUCCACGGCAGAGUCGGAUGACCUCGACCUCCACCGCAAGAUCAGCCAGGCGUACGAGGAGGGCCACGAUGCCGACGUUGUCGGUUCUGCACUGGGGCCGGUGCGCAGCCAUGGCCGGAGACCUUCCUUGGCCAUGUCCCGCGCAUCAGCAAGGCGCACCUCCAACGUCAAUCGGGUAGAUGCCGCUGAUCUCGAAAAGGGGACAGGGGAUGAUGAUGAACCUGGCACCGCCGGAGACGACGCGACAGCCGACGAGUCUCUGGAAGUGUGGUGGGACAGCGACGACGACCCAACCAAUCCAUUCAACUGGCCCCAGUGGCAGAAAGUCCUCAACACCACUUGCAUCAGUGUCAUGACCUUUGUCACACCAUUAGGCUCUUCAAUCUUUGCCCCUGGCGUGCCAGAAGUCAUGAACGAGUUCCAGUCCGGCUCGCUGCUACUAGCCUCGUUCGUCGUCUCCGUGUACCUGCUUGGCUUCGCCUUUGGCCCCCUGCUCAUCGCGCCCCUGUCCGAGAUCUAUGGGCGUGUCAUUGUCUACCACGUCACCAAUGUCGGCUUCACCAUCUUCUGCGUCGCCUGUGCGCUCUCGCCGAGCCUCAACGCGCUCAUCGUCUUUCGCUUCUUCUGUGGUAUAUUUGGCUGUGCUUCCGUCACGAAUGGCGGAGGCACCAUCGCCGACAUGAUUCGCCAGGAGAGCCGCGGUGUGGCCAUGUCUUUGUACAGUAUCGGGCCCCUGCUUGGUCCUAUCGUCGGGCCAGUAGCCGGCGGCUUCAUCUCGCAGUCCCUGGGGUGGCGCUGGGCGUUCUGGGUCCUCGCCAUCAUCGGCGGCGUCGUGACCGUAGCGAGCUUCUUCGUCCUGAAAGAGUCGUUCGCGUACGUCAUCCUCCAGCGCAAGACGAACCGCCUGCGCAAGGAGACCGGCAACCCGCUCCUGCGCUCCCGCCUCGACGCCGGACUGGGGCAGGCCGACUUUUUCAAGCGCGGCAUCAUCCGCCCGGUCAAGAUGUUCAUCAAGUCCCCCAUCGUCGUCGUCACGUCGCUCUACAUGUCCCUCAUCUACGGGUACCUGUACCUCAUGUUCACCACCAUGACUACCGUCUUCCAGGGCGCCUACGGCUUCUCGACGGGCAUCACGGGCCUGGCGUUCCUCGGCCUCGGCGUGGGCAACCUCGCCGGCCUGGCCAUCUUCAGCGCCACCUCGGACAAGUACAUCCAGCGCAAGGCCGCCGAGGCCGACGCGCUCGCCGAGACGACCGGCGCGGCCAAGGAAGGCAUGAAGCCCGAGUACCGCCUCCCCUUGCUCCCCGUGGGCGCGUUCCUCGUGCCCAUCGGUCUCUUCAUCUACGGCUGGACCGCGCAGUACCACGUGCACUGGAUCGUGCCCAUCAUCUCGCACGUCUUUAUCGGCAUCGGCAACCUCGUCGUCUUCAUGGCCCUCCAGACGUACCUGGUCGACUGCUUCACUAUCUACGCGGCUAGCGCCAUCGCCACGAACACGGUGGUCAGGUCCGUCGUGGGCGCCCUGCUGCCGCUGGCUGGGUUGCCCAUGUUCGAGUCGCUGGGGCUGGGCUGGGGCAACAGCUUACUGGGCUUCAUUGCCGUGGCCACGAUCCCGAUCUCGUUUGUGCUGAUCAGGUGGGGAGAGUCGCUGAGGAAGCGGUACCCGGUGAGGAACUUGUAGCUGGUGAAGCAGAGGUCGUGUUCAGGGGGUAAUCUGUAUGGAAGAACCGGUUGCCCAGUGUUUUGUGUAUGGUCUCAUCUCGACCAGGGUGUCAGUGCGAAGGAAGAUUUCAUUGUCUGGGAUGAACAGAACA